Molecule: messenger RNA, 897 nt
Organism: Schizophyllum commune H4-8
Lineage: Eukaryota; Fungi; Basidiomycota; Agaricomycetes; Agaricales; Schizophyllaceae
Exons: 3
Coding region: 420-737 (105 amino acids)
Source: RefSeq, a predicted model, not a curated record
GUUCUUCCAAGGGCAUCUCAGGCCGACUCUUUUGUUUCUUUUACAACCGCAUUACCGUGAUUGCCCGUCGGUUCACUGCCGAUAAUGCGCUCGCCAAUUCGGGCUUCUCUGCGGCCUGCAUACAGCUCUUACAGCUCCACUCAUAUGUAGAACUACUAGACCGGCACUUUACUCUCAUGAAGCACCCGCUAUCCGUCGAAAAUGUCUAAGCAAAGGGCCUCCUGAUCACGCCGCCAACGUUUCAACGCCAAAUGCUGUGAUAACGACCUGCCCCAAACCUGUCCGACGUCCACACCUUGGAGACCCCAUCUGAUGCGCUCGAACAUCGAGAGCGCCCUGCAUAAGCGCCCGAAACUGUACAAAAGGGAUCGAGGCUGACAGCGAAAUGCAAAGUCCCCUUCUUCAAGUCCCCCGGUAUCAUGAACAGCAAGCCCGUCGAAAUGGCCACCCACCAGCCUGCUGCUGCCUACGACACGCCUCCGGCGUACCCUCAACCUCAAGGUCAACAACCGGUGCACCUUCACCCACCGCCACCGCAGCAGAUGACCGCGGCACAAGUGGGGGAGCAAUAUCGGGCAGAAUUGUUUGCGCAGUGCGCCCAGGGUGUACACGACCCAAAGACCAAGUACGGUGUAUGUGGAAUCAUCACCGCCGUGCUCUGUUUUCCUUGCGGGUUGAUUUGCCUCUUCACCGACACUGAACAACGAUGCACGCGCUGUGGCGUGAAAGUCCAGUAAUUCUGCUCCUCACAUGCGUUGCUGGUAACAUCUCAACCAGAAGCACCUACGUAUACUGCACUUCCCCUAGGGGGCGCUUCCUAUCACUAUAUUUAUGAGUCCUCCUCCAUGACUAGAUUGCUUUCACGAACCAUGUCAUCGUAUCGUAGCACAUCAGCAC